Molecule: messenger RNA, 1657 nt
Organism: Hibiscus syriacus
Lineage: Eukaryota; Viridiplantae; Streptophyta; Magnoliopsida; Malvales; Malvaceae
Product: G-box-binding factor 4-like
Exons: 3
Coding region: 203-1012 (269 amino acids)
Biological process (GO): positive regulation of DNA-templated transcription
Cellular component (GO): nucleus
Molecular function (GO): DNA-binding transcription factor activity
Source: RefSeq, a predicted model, not a curated record
AUCCACGCGCUCUCACUCGCGCUGUUUAGUCUCCUUGAUCCCAACAGAAUAACAAAUCCCCCAAAAAGGUACGACAAGUUCAAAAUCCCCAAAUAUCCAAAAAAAAAAAAAUCCCAAACCCUAGACAAUUUCUCGAGAGGGAGAGAACUGAAAUUUUCAACGAGAGAAUCGCUCGGUUAAAAGAGUGGAAUUGUCGCCGCUAAUGGCGUCGUCGACUUCAAAUUCGCGAAAUUCGGAUCUCUCCCGACGCUCUAGUAAUUCUUCAUCUACAAAACCCCAACUUUUCACGGAUCAAAACAAAAACGACGAUAACAACAGAUUGAGCUCGACAAUGACAGUAGAUGGCAUCCUUCGAAACGCUUACUCGGCGGCUCCCACGACUGAGACGACUCUGGUUGAUGCUUCGAUCACUGUAAUCGACGCUCCGGUUCUGAAUGCCGUCGCGGAUAAUUCUGAAGCUGCUCAGGUUCAAGCUGUAGCAGAUUUUAAUAAAAACGUUGUGAGAAGUGUGGACGAGGUUUGGAGGGAAAUUGUAUCGGGCGAGAGGAAAGAGAUCACGACGAAAGAGGAGGCGCCGGACGAGAUGAUGACUUUGGAGGAUUUCUUGGCGAAGGCUGGUGCUGUGGAGGAAGAGGAGGAGGUUAAGUUGCAUCCGGAUAGGUUGAGUGGUGGAGUGUACACGUUUGAUCCGGUGGGAGCGGGUGCGUUUCAGAUGCUGGAUAAGAUGGAGGGGUCAAUUGUUGGGAUCGGGAACGGGAUGGAAGUUAUUGGGAGUGGAGGUAGUGGAGGGAGAGGGAAGAGAGGAAGAGGGGUUUUAUUGGAGCCGUUGGAUAAAGCCGCACAGCAGCGGCAGAGGAGGAUGAUUAAGAAUAGGGAAUCUGCUGCCCGGUCUCGGGAAAGGAAGCAGGCUGAGAGAACUAAGGAAAGAUUUAAGCAGCUCAUGGAGAAGGUGGUUCCAGUUGUGGAGCAGCGAAGACCAGCACGUGUGCUCCGUAGGGUUCGAUCUUUGUAGUGGUAAAUAUUAUUUUCUUGAGAUGGAAAGGAAAAUAGCUAGUCUGUUAUAGAGGAAAGGAGUGGGUAACAGAAAGGUGCACCAUUAGGUUUAUCUUCUUUUGAAUAUAGCUAUUCCAAAGCUGAUAGUAGUCUAGAGCAGUUGCAGUUCUUCAUAUGUAAACAAAAUGAAAACCUAAACCGGAACCAUGAAGGAAAUAGCCCUUAUUAUCGAGUAGAAGUUUUUGUGGCGAAGGAAUGUAGAGGAGGCAUUAAGUUGGUUUUAAUAGCUAAUGAUCGAUUGUUCCUCCUCUGGGGCAUGUGCAAUAAGGAACAAAAAGGAUUCUGGACUAGUGUACUGUAUUUAUGUGGUGACAACUCAUGGCAAGCCCUUUUGACAAAAAAAAAAAAAAAUAGAAAGGACAGUAAUGAUCUGUUUAUAUCAUUAGUCAGAUCUUCACUUUCUGAUUUCCUUUUUGGGAAAUCAUGUGCAUGAAUGAUGCAAAGUGUUUGAAAGAAGGUGUUUAUUGAUGUUUCUUCCGACCUUAGCCUCUUUCGGAUGUUCUUUUUUCACGGUUGCGAUCGAAUGGGUUCUAGUUUUUAUUAAGAAUGGGUUUAGGUCACAGUCCUUAGAUGUUCAUGAGCAUCUAAAGCCUUUAUUUCUGGU